AAUCAUUCAUAAUCAUUUGUCACUAUACACCCUGUACUGGAGAUUGGAGAACUCUGAAGCGAAGGAACCCUAGCCCUCCAUCUUCGCCGCCGUUCCCAGGUCGUCAGCGCCGCCGCCGUUCCCAGGUCGUCAGCGCCGCCAUUCCCAGGUCGUCGAACCCUAACCCAGUAACUCGGCAGGUACUCUUCAUCUUCGCUGGCUUCUCGGCACGGAACCCAGAAACCUUUAACUGCCGCGAGAGGCGAGAGCUCCCAUUGUGAGCAACCAUGGCACCAAACAAAACGAAGAAGAACAAGAAGGGUCGAUACGGCGUCGCGGAGAUAAAAACCCUAGGCAAUGAUCUCCUCUCUUCAGCUUCAAACAUCAACAACCUUCCUCUUCUUCUCAAUUUUGUUAACCCUUCUUCCCCACCACACCAUCUCCUUGAAUCCCUUCUCUCUCUCCACUCCUUCUUCCUCCCUCUCCUCCCCACUCUCCCUUCCUCCUCCUCACGUGCCGCCGACGCAAAAGGAUCCGAGCACCAGUCACACUUCAUCUACAAUGCCUGGCUAAGGUCAAAGUUCGAUGAGCUCGUCAAGUCUCUCCUGGAGGUUCUUGUUUCGCCGCGGCAACAGCAGGAGGAGCAGGAGGCUGUCAAGGAGGUCGUGCUUGACACACUAAUGGAGUUCGUUAAGGUUGCUAAUGGCGGCAGGUUCCAUUCUGCUAUAUACCAUAGGUUCCUCCAUAGCAUUGUCCAUUCUGAGAGUUCGGUUGAAUUUUUGGUGGAUUUACUAACAGCGAAGUAUUUCAAGUAUAUUGAUGUGUGUUAUUUUACAGUCAUUAGCCUGAAAAAGCUGGCAACAACUUUGGAGGGAAAAGAUCAAUCAGAGGAUAAAAGUGAAAAUGCAGAUGUUGCAGAUGCAAGUCAGUUGAGUUCAAGUACGGAGCGUGUCAUCCACAAUAUCUAUUACACAAUAUCACGUGUCGCUCCUUUUGAAAACUCAGAUAAUACAUCUGAUCUUGAAAUGUGGAGCAGAUCAGAAAAUGAACAUAAGCAGCCUUGUGGAGAUGUGAAUGCAGAUGAUAAGCAGGUGAAGCCUGGAAAGCAUGACAAUAGUGUACUCUCUGCAGCCAAAAUUGCUAAGAAAAUGAAGUUAAAAUUUACCCAAGCAUGGCUUUCAUUUCUCAGAUUGCCACUUCCACUUGAUGUGUACAAGGAGGUUCUUGUUAAUCUCCACCAAGUCGUUAUUCCACAUCUUUCAAAUCCUGUCAUGUUGUGUGAUUUCUUAACAAGAUCAUAUGACAUUGGUGGCGUUGUCAGUGUGAUGGCUCUUAGCAGCCUGUUUAUACUCAUCUUCUGGAUUCUUGCCUCAAGUCACCACUUCUUCCAGCUUACCUGGCUGCAUCAUUUGCUAAGAAAAUGAGUAGGUUAUUGCUUUCAAUUCCUCCCUCAGGAGCAUUGGUCAUUACAGCUCUUAUCCACAAUAUUUUGCGUAGACAUCCAUCAAUUAAUUGUUUGGUGCACCGGGAAGAUCAAGUUGAUGAAGGAAAAGGGGAUAAGGCAACAGAUGAAGCAACUGCUGCAAACUCGGACGAUGCAAAGGUCAGUGCCAGCCAAAAGUUAGGCAUUGACCAUUUCAACUACGGAGAACCUAACCCUAAGAAGUCAAAUGCUAUGAGAAGUUCUCUUUGGGAAGUUGAUACUAUUCUUCAGCACUACUGUCCUCCUGUUUCACGGUUUGCUUUGUCUCUUGAGAAUGAUUUGACAGUCAGGGCCAAAACAAGUGAGGUUAACGUUGGUGAUUUUAGUUCUGGUUCAUAUGCAACAAUAAUUGGAGCAGAGAUGUCGCGGAGGGUAAAGCAGGUUCCUCUUGCAUUCUACAAAUCAACUCCUUCCACUUUGUUUUCAGACGCCGAUUUUGCUGGUUGGACUUUUGAUUUCAAAGACACCUCCGAAAUAAUGCACGGUAGUGAUGAGAAUGCUGAUAAAGAUGAUCAAAACUCUGGGAAACGGCAACGAGUAGUGUGACCAGUAUUCAUGUUUAUCAACCACCAAGAGUAUCUACUGCUUGUGUUCUGUGAAGAUGUGCUACCAUACCUUCCUAUAUUUUGUUAAGCAAAGGAGGAAAAAUGGACCCUUAAGGAAUUUGGAGGGAGUGUUACAUGCUCAUUCAUACUAACAAAAAAAGCGUGACUAAAUAUGUGAUACUCAUCUCCAUUAAUUUUUGUAGCUUAAGGUUGGGGGAUUCGCUUAGCCUGUUCUUUAUAUAUUUUUAGUAAAUUGAAAUUCAGUGUGAAAAUUUUCAUGUAUCUACAAAGCAGCAUAAGCACCAUCAGUUUAGCAAUUAGCAUUGUUUCUGUUUUUAUGUAUUUGCCUUGGUUUUACAUUGUUCGGAUCAAGUUGAAUCACUCGGAACCUUAAACAUUAAGGGUUGCAGCUAAUUAAUUUUAGUUGCAUAAUAGAAACAAAUCCCAUAAUGUUUCGCUCAACUUCCCUUACAGAAUGUAUAUGUGGUGGAAGAGGGAGCUUAAUUAGUUAUGUAAUGUUUAGGUUUUGGAUGUGCGGUUGUUGUUAUUGACUCUGGAUGUAAUUUAUAUAGAGCACUAAGUAUAAGACGGUGUUAAAUA
Messenger RNA from Arachis duranensis, 2607 nucleotides. Its product is annotated as protein NUCLEOLAR COMPLEX ASSOCIATED 4. The record is from RefSeq and is a predicted model, not a curated record. Gene Ontology annotation, biological process: ribosome biogenesis. Gene Ontology annotation, cellular component: small-subunit processome; Noc4p-Nop14p complex; nucleolus. Lineage: Eukaryota; Viridiplantae; Streptophyta; Magnoliopsida; Fabales; Fabaceae.